GUACCCGGACGAGGACCUCUGGCACGAGAGGCUUCUUUGCGGGCGCGUACGGGCGGACGGGUGGUCAUGGGUGGUCCUGACACCGACUGAAGACCAGCAUGAGGAGGACUUUGUGGACGCCGCCGAGAUCUUGGCCUGUGGGCCAAAGGGCGGCACGCCAGUGAAGUUAUACGGCAAGCACUUGUUCAAGAUGGAGCACCGCUCCAACAACCACUACGCGGACUACAUGGCGGCGGGGCUGAAGCUGGCUGAUGAGUUGGUCAGCGCAGGAGGCGGUGGUCCUGCCCCUCCUCCUGGGGCGGGGCCCUGGGCCCCCUUGGCCGACGUUGACAUGGAGCGCGACCCCGCGACCAAGUGGAUCACGCUCGAGUCCAGGUUCGGCUACGCCGCGGGCGACCCGAUCGACGUGGUAGGCCAGCCCUUCUUUUGCUCGGGCGAUCGUGGCGUGCUGGAGCUGGCGGACGGGCCCAUUGCUGUGGGCAUCUCCGACACCGCGGUCGCAGGGCUGACGCCACGUGCGGGGCCGCUGGACAUCCGCCUGCUGGGGACAAGUUCGGACACGACCUUCAUGCGACAGAGUUUUGCCCAGCGCGCCCAGCUCCUCGAGACUGGUGACAACCAGAGGUGGACGGCGCAGGGGCCCCCGACCAUGCGUUGGGUCUGCCUCGCGCACGUUGAGGGCAACACCACGCCCAAGCAGCGACACUUCUGGUGGCGUCAGGUCCUGGGGCUGGUGUCAACAGACCCCGGGGUCGAGGAGCAUAGUUUCUUGUGCGAGCUAAUCGAGACCGCUGUGGCGAGGGGCGGCAUCAACGUGGCGGCCCUGGAAUCGUUCGAGCCGGUGUCGAGGCGCUUCCAGCUCUGGGAGGAGUUCUACGUGGAGGCGCUUCGGAUCGCGGAGGCCGGCGACCACGGGGAUGACCUGGGCGAGAGGAGGCUCUUCCUGGGGAACCGCCGGAGCAAGGGGCUCGCGAUGGUGUCGCCGGAGUUGGAGGAGCACGUUGCCACGAAGCUGCAGGAGGAGAGUGCGGUGCUCAAGGAGCGCCGCAAGGGUCGCGAGGAGCGGAGGCUUGCUCGCGCGGACCCGACGCGCCCAUCUACUUCUUCGGGCUCUGGCGCCGCGGCAUCUGGUGCCCAGCAGCCCCCGCAGCAGACCCAGCCUCCAGUCAGGAACUGCGUGGAGGGGUUGCUGGACUUGUGCAGCCUCGCCCACGUCGGCUCCGACAGCUGCGUGCACAGGGCGCCGGCUAUGGACGUCAACUUGGGCAAGGGGGGCGCCGACUACGGGCAUUUCCUGGGGGGGCUGUAUAACCUUGGGGCUAUCGAGGUGUGCGAGUCGCCGCAGGAGGUCUGCGGGCUCUUCUUCGUUCCCCGCAAGGAUGGGCGACUACGUCUUAUAUGGGGCACGAGGCGCUCCAACGCACGCUUUGAGGUGCCGCCCUUCACCGCAUUGCCGUCUGGGGAGGCUCUGGCUGCUCUUGAGAUUGACGAGUCGAUCGCUGGGCAGAGGAUAGUGGCACCUAGCGCGGAUGUGGAGGUUUGCUUCUAUCAGUGCGAGCUGCCGUCCAACCUCCGCCCGUUCUUCGCUCUUCAGUCUGUUGACCUUCGGUUUCUGCCUCGGCGUGUGCGUUGCCAGGUCAGCCAGCAGGCCACCAACGGCCACAUUCAAUUUCAAUCUCGCGUUGUGCCCACGGGAUGGGCCUGGGCCGUGCACCUCGUGCAGCAGGCGCACAUGUCGUUGCUGAAGGAUGUGAGGCCGCUCGACUCCUGGGUGCUGGACAAGGUGCCGACGGGGCCGAUCAGCGCCUCGCACUUGGCUAAGAUACUCUACAUCGACAAAUUUGCGUCCAUCGGCCCCACGCGAGCUCGGCCAGACGCGGCCACUGCUGAUAUGAUCACGUUGUUGGCGGAUGCCGGGGUCAAAGCUGACAUGAGCCCGAGCUCGGGGACGUUUGGGGUGCACGACCUUCUUGGCUUCUCGUUGGUCGAACACCGGGCCGCUUGGACCCUCAGCGCUCGCAAGUUUUGGAAGAUCAAAGGGGCUCUGGACUACGUGAUUUCGUCCAGUCAGGGCUUCGCCGUCGCGGAGAUGGAGCGGCUGCUGGGACACUUGGCCAGCUGCUUCAUGCUCCGACGCGAAUUGCUCUCGCUCCUGCACGCGUCGUACACCUUCGCCCAGGAGACCAUGCUGCGACGGGUUCCUCUCUGGCCUUCGGUCCGCAAGGAGCUCCGGUGGUGCCGCGCGUUGCUGCCGCUGGUGACCGCGGACGUGUCGCGGCCUUGGUCUCAUUUGAUCACCUCUUAUGAUGCAAGUCCCUGGGUAUAUGGUUUUUGCGAAACGUCAGUCUCGGCAUCGCAGUCGGGGCAGAUCGGGCGGCUGAACGACAGAUCAAGGUGGAAGGGGUUGUUGGCUACCAAUCGACGGCCUCGGGACGACCUCAUGGAUCUCGGCGAUGUCGAUGAUGAUUUCAAGAUCCCACGAGAUCGGGACACGAUCCUCUCGGCUGGUGCGGUCUCGGGCUUUACCGAGGUCGAUCCUGAAUUUCUGAGAGACGCCGCCUGGGUCACGGUCGCAGCCAGGCCUUCGUUCGGGGCGCUGGUGGCCGCUGGGGAUCCUGCGGGGUCAAACGCUGCCACCCAGCCGCAGAGCGAUGUGCCGCUCGCCUGGCCGCGCGCGUCCGCCUCGGCGCGCCGCCGGGGCUCGGGCCUCCGAAAGCAACGGCAUCACGUGGAAUUGCAGCGACUGCUACAUCGUUGGGCGCCUCGUCUUACUGGCUUGCAGGCCAACCGCAUUCGCCAGGCCGCGCAGCUGGCCUACCUGGGCAUCCUCGAGCAGCUGGCCUUCUUCAUGCAGUGCCAAGAGCUCCCGCGCUUCUCGGCCAAGGUGUGGGACGUCACCCUGGUCGACUUCAUCGAGGGCCGACGCGACGAUGGGCACUCAAGCGAGGCGACCGUCAAGGUCCUCUACGCGCUGCCGUGGGCAAGCCGCCUACGCCAUCGCCGCGAAGCUGCUGGACUAUGGGCAAGAGAGGGCUGCACUGGGGUGGGGUGCUUGGUCAUGUUCGAGACCUACUGCCGCGUCGGGGAGUUGCUCGCGUUGCGAAUGUUCCAGAUCGUGCCGCCCGACCGCCACUCGGCGGGGGCGGCAGGCUGCCCCGCCAUUGUUCUCAAUGCCUCGGAGCUCCAGGUCCCCUCCAAGACAGGGGAGAUGGACAGCAGCAUCGCCUUCGAUCUUCCAGAACACCGCUGGGUGGGGAUGCUGCUGGUGCUGCUCAAGGAGGCCUUCGCUUCGCAGCCCAUGGAGCACGUGGUCAAUGUCUCGUGCACUGUCUUCCUGUCGCUGCUCGAUCGAUCGGCUCAGGAUCUGGGCAUUCAG
Molecule: messenger RNA, 3376 nt
Organism: Prorocentrum cordatum
Lineage: Eukaryota; Dinophyceae; Prorocentrales; Prorocentraceae
Source: the annotation of a GenBank genome assembly